AAAGAAGCGAUUUAUGUCAUUACCGUGAGAGAGAACUCCUGCAGCCGCUGCUCCGCUGUUAUGACCUCUGCCUUCUCUUACCGGAGCGACUCGCGGGUGUCUCUUGAUGUCGCGCACAGCCCGGAUAGUUAACCAAACAGCGCUCCUUCUCUUCUGAGACCUGUAGUGCGCUCGUCGAGCAAUUUACGUCUACAUAUAAGCCAAACAGCGCUCCUUCUCUUCUGAGACCUGUAGUGCGCUCGUCGAGCAAUUUACGUCUACAUAUAAGCACAGAUAUCAUAGAUCGCUAAGGAAUUGCUUAAUAUUAGCAUAGCCACCCUCUUUUCAGCAGCAUAUAUAUUGAAACAGCAACUUAGAGUUUUGAUUCUACAUAGUAAGAAUCUAGCUUACUUUAAGAGAAGACGGUCUAAAGAACCAACUGAUAAGAUUUCCAAUGGCUAAUGAAGCAAAGCCUUGCCCUUGUGAGCUAGGAGAUCAGUUUGACUAUAAAGGUCUUGGAAAUGAGGUUCAGAUUGAUCAUAUAAAAGCAUACAUCUCCAAACCAAAGACUAGCACUGAUAAAGCCAUAAUUGUGGUUCAAGAUGUUUAUGGAUGGAAGCUUCCAAACACAAGAUAUAUGGCUGAUCUUCUUGCUUCACAUGGAUACAUUGCUGUCCUGGGUGACUUUUUUGUGGGCCAGGAACCAUGGAACUCAACGUAUGAAGAUGCUAAUUUUUUUAAAUGGCUGGAAACCCGACCACCAAAUAAAGCAUACAGAGAGGUUGAUGCUGUGCUGAAAUAUUUAAAAGAGAAGUGUCAAGCAAAAAGUAUUGGAGUGAUUGGAUUUUGUUGGGGUGGCAUCGUAACCCAUUAUCUCAUGCUAAAGUAUCCUGAAUUAAAGGCUGGAGUGGCGUUCUAUGGUCUAGUCCGUGAAGAAUGUGAAAAGUACAAGUUACUUAAUCCAACAUUGUUCAUUUUUGGUGAAAAUGAUCCACUCAUACCACUUGAACAGGUUUCAUCUUUGGACCAAAAACUCAAGGAACAAUCCCAGGCUGAAUAUAAAGUUAAAGUAUAUCCAAAGCAAAACCAUGGUUUUGCCCAUAGGAGGUAUGAGGAUAUCAACCCUGAUGACAAGCCAUACAUUCUAGAAGCAAGGAAGGACAUGCUUGAGUGGCUGGAUAAAUAUGUGAAGUAAUAGACUCUAAUGUUGCAGAUAUACAAUAUUAUUACACAUAUGAAAAUAAGAUGCUUUUAAUAAGAUAUUUACAUUUUUUAUUAUAUAAGAUAAAACUCCUUGUACAACAAAUUUGUAGAAAAUAAACUCAUUAUUUCUGU
Molecule: messenger RNA, 1314 nt
Organism: Hyla sarda
Lineage: Eukaryota; Metazoa; Chordata; Amphibia; Anura; Hylidae
Product: carboxymethylenebutenolidase homolog
Exons: 9
Coding region: 434-1174 (246 amino acids)
Molecular function (GO): hydrolase activity
Source: RefSeq, a predicted model, not a curated record